This is a messenger RNA of Pezoporus flaviventris, 1005 nucleotides long. Its product is annotated as basic proline-rich protein-like. The record is from RefSeq and is a predicted model, not a curated record. Lineage: Eukaryota; Metazoa; Chordata; Aves; Psittaciformes; Psittacidae. The transcript is spliced from 2 exons. Bases 1 to 1005 code for a protein of 334 amino acids.
AUGGCCACACAGUGCCCAGCCAGGGUUCAGCUGGGCUCUGUGCAAGUGAUGCACAUUCGAUAUUCUGGGAUGCAGGUGCUCCACUGCCUCCAGCGCAUGGCUAAUAACUUCCAGGCACUCAAGCCAGCCCCGUAUCCCCGGCUCCAUCCCUCACCUGAAGUUGGGCUCCCUGUGAGGCGCCUCUCGGAGCCCCGUGCCCGAGCGAGGGCAUCGGACCAGGGAGGGAGGACGAGCCACAGCCCCGAGGCAGCCCGCACCGAGCCCAGCCCCGGGUGCGGCACCUGCCCCGCAACCCCAGCAAUUACCGGCGCUGUUAAUUGCGGCGCCGCCCGCUCUCUCCGACGCUGCGGGCUGGGAGGGCAGCCCCGAGGUGAGGGUGUCGCGCCGCCGGGGUCAGGGGAGAACGCGGGACAAGGGAUGCCCCGCCGCAAGUUUGGGCACUUUCCCGAAGUGGAGCGGGGAAAAGUUGGGGAGCAGCCGGGGGAUGCGGGGGAACGGGGGUGCCGGGGCGGCACAGCCCUGCCCGGGGACGGGGAACUCGCCACUGACCUGUACCGCGGCCGUGCUGUCUUCCCGCACUCAGCGCAUCCUCCGCGCCGCGCCGCGCCUGCCUGCCUGCCUGCCUGCCGCCGCUCUGCGCGACGCAGCCACGGCUUCGAGCCGAAGAUCCUCGGCGGGGAGGAGAGAGCGAAGCGGGACAGCCCGCCCGGAGACGGGAGGCCGCCGCCCCCCUCCCCGCCUCCCGCCCCCCCUCCACAGCCUCGCCCCGGCCCCGCUCCGCUCGGCUCAGCGCGGUCCCCACCCGCCGCGCCCGGCUGCGCACCUCCGGGAGCGGUGCGGAGGCCUCCGGCGGCGAGCGCAGCGCGGCCCGGUGCUGCUGCGCCCUCGGCACAUCGUCCCUCGCCGCGGCCCGGGGACAGCGCGGGCGGUGCCGGUGCCGCCGCCUUUCCGGGAUGCCGCUCGCCUCUCAAGUUUGACACGUUUCGGCGGCGCCGGCCGCCUUGA